AUGGACGUAGCUCAACUUCUUACGCACACAUUAGUUAAUGAUCGUGCUUUACGUGAAGAAGCUACUCAAAAGUUAGAAUUACUCGCACAAGAAAACUACGCAAAUUAUGUUGUAAAUCUAUGUCAGAUUCUUGUUAGCGAGGAGGCAGAUCCUUCCAUUAGAAUGGCUUCCGGGUUAGCUUUGAAGAAUAGUUUGACAGCAAAGGAUUAUACGCGUAGAGAGGAAUUAGCUCAACGAUGGGCAGAAAUUGCUGAAGAUGUUCGUGGUCAAAUCAAACAAGGGGUUCUUCAAGCUUUGAACACACCCAAGAAGCCCGUUGGUAACAUUGCAGCUCAGGUCGUUGCAGCCAUUGCUGAUAUUGAGUUACCCUUGGGUCUCUGGAAUGAUCUCAUCGGUAUAAUGCUCAACAAUAUCAGAGGAGACAAUGCUAUUUUAAAGCAAGCUACUUUGCAAGCCCUCGGUUAUGUUUGCGAAACAACAGACCCUAAUAUUUUGUCAACUCAAUCCGAUGGUAUUUUAACUGCAGUUAUUCAAGGCGCACAGAAGGAUGAACCUGACCAAGAUGUCCGUUUGGCUGCUAUUACUGCUUUGACCAACUCUCUCGACUUUAUCAAAAAUAAUUUCGAGCGCGAGGGUGAAAGGAACUUUAUUAUGCAAGUUGUCUGUGAAGCUACUCAAAGUCAGUCUAGCGCUCUCCAAGUUGCUGCUUUCCAAUGUCUUGUCCGUAUCAUGCAAACUUACUAUGACAAAAUGCAGUUAUAUAUGGAAAAAGCUUUGUUCGGCCUCACUGUCACGGGUAUGAAUAGUGAAGACGAACAAGUUGCUUUGCAAGCUAUUGAAUUCUGGUCUACCGUUUGUGACGAAGAGAUUGAAUUGAAGGAAGAAAUGAUUGAGGCUGCUACUGUUAACGAAGAACCUGAACGUAAAAGCUACCAUUUUGCUGAAUUAGCCCUUCCUGAUAUUAUCCCUGUUCUCUUAUGGUUAUUAACUAAACAAGAAGAGGAUUAUGAUGAAGAUGAAUGGACAGUCUCCAUGGCCGCUGCCACUUGUCUAUCGUUACUGGCUCAAACUGCUGGUAAUGGUAUUGUACAGCAUGUUGUUCCUUUCAUUGAAGCUAAUAUACAAAGUGAAAAUUGGAGACAACGUGAAGCUGCUGUCAUGGCAUUCGGUUCCAUUUUAGAUGGACCAGAUCCUAACCUUUUGACACCCUUGGUUCAACAGGCUUUACCAACUCUUAUUCAGAUGAUGAAGGAUCCCAUUGUUCAUGUUAAGGAUACUGUUGCCUGGACUCUUGGUCGUAUCUGUGAAUUGCUUAUGCACUGUAUUAACCUCGAGCUUCAUUUGAAUGAUUUAAUUUCUGUGUUGGUAUUCGGUCUACAAGAUAGUCCCCGUAUUGUUGGUAACUGCUGCUGGUCUUUGAUGAACCUAGCGGAGCAAUUAAACGCAGGUGACGAUUCCGCCGUUACAUCUCCAUUGUCCGCGUACUUUGAUGGUAUCAUCACCGCUUUAUUGCAAUUUACUGAAAGAUCUGAUAACGAAGCCAACUGUAGAACCUCGGCCUAUGAAGCUAUUUCAACACUCUGUAUAUGCUCUGCCAAUGAUUCUAUUAACACUGUUGAAAGAACUGUUUUAACUGUGAUUGAUCGUUUAGAAGCCACCAUGGCCAUGGAAAGUCAAAUCCUCGAUGCUGAUGAUAGAGCCAACCACUCUGAAUUACAAUCCAGUUUAUUAGGUGUUUUGACCAACUGUGUGCGUCGGCUCUCCAGAGAUAUCAGUCAAAUCGCUGAUCGUAUUAUGACUGUUGUUCUUCAAUUAUUAAACACACAAUCCAAGCAAGCCACUACAACCGAAGAUGCAUUCUUAGCCAUUGGUGCCAUGACCACUGCUUUGGAAAGUGACUUCAAUCGAUAUGCAGAGCCUUUCAUGCCCAUCCUUUGCAACGCUUUGCAAAACCCUUCAGAAUAUCAGUUGUGCUUCAUCGCCGUCGGCAUCAUUGGCGAUAUUUGCCGUGCACUCGGUAAAGAAGCUACACCGUACUGUAACAACUUGAUGCAACUGCUGGUCACCAAUUUGCAAUCCCCUGUUCUUCACCGUACAGUCAAGCCUGCUAUCCUUUCAUGCUUUGGUGAUAUCGCUCUAGCUAUCGGAGAUGGUUUUGCUGGUUAUUUAGAAGUGGUGAUGUUAGUCUUACAACAAGCUGGUAGUAUGCGUGCAGACAGGGACAAUUAUGAAAUGGUCGAAUAUGUAAAUACAUUGUACGAAGGUUGUGUUGAAGCUUAUGUGGGUAUUGUACAAGGUUUAAGCGGCAGUCCACAAGCACAAUUAUUGCUACCAUAUUUACCUCAUGUCUUUGAAUUCGUACGUCUAAUUGCUAUUGAUCCCAGCCGAACUGAUUCCCUUGUUAGAUCUAUCAUUGGUUUAUUAGGUGAUCUUGCAGAGACAUUUGGUGGCCAAAUUAAACCUCUCCUUCAACCCGAGUGGAUUUUGAUCUUAUUACGUGAAGCUAGAACAAGCCGUCAUUACCAACAAAGCACAAAAGAAACAUCUCGUUGGGCAAAGGAGAUGAUUAGACGUGCAUGUCAAUAA
Messenger RNA from Mycotypha africana, 2586 nucleotides. RefSeq names its product armadillo-type protein. The transcript is spliced from 16 exons. NCBI's taxonomy places the organism in Eukaryota, Fungi, Mucoromycota, Mucoromycetes, Mucorales, Mycotyphaceae. Gene Ontology annotation, molecular function: small GTPase binding; nuclear import signal receptor activity. The record is from RefSeq and is a predicted model, not a curated record. Gene Ontology annotation, biological process: protein import into nucleus. Gene Ontology annotation, cellular component: nucleus; cytoplasm. The coding region runs from base 1 to 2586 and encodes 861 amino acids.